This is a messenger RNA of Drosophila elegans, 7004 nucleotides long. It is a transcript of the gene Ac13E, whose product is annotated as adenylate cyclase type 9. Gene Ontology annotation, biological process: cyclic nucleotide biosynthetic process; intracellular signal transduction; adenylate cyclase-activating G protein-coupled receptor signaling pathway. The transcript has 6 exons. Gene Ontology annotation, molecular function: adenylate cyclase activity. Lineage: Eukaryota; Metazoa; Arthropoda; Insecta; Diptera; Drosophilidae. The coding region runs from base 916 to 6111 and encodes 1731 amino acids. The record is from RefSeq and is a predicted model, not a curated record.
GUCGCGGGUGGCGGACGCUCGGCGGGAAAACUCAAAACUGAAAACAAAAAUUCCAAAAACAAAACUGAAACUACUAAAACCAAUCUUAGACCAAACAAAACUAAAAAAAAAAACAGUAGAACGUGUGAUAAGAACAGCAGAUACAACAACAACAACCAAAGUUGACUAUUAAAUUUUGAGCGCGUGUGUUUGGAAUUAUUUCUUUGCCAUAUUAUUUCGUGCAAUACAAAAACCCAAAAAAUCAUAAUAACAACAACUAAAACGUGGUUGAACAAAAUAGUUGUUUUUUUGUUUUCACUUUUUUUUACUGUGCGUGCGUGUGUGUAUUAGUUUGUUUGCUUUUUAAUUAGUUCGACUCUUGUUUUGAUUUUUGUCUUUUUUUUUGUUCGAGAUCUCUGCUUUGUGUUUUUGGCAGAACAAAAAAAAAAUAAAGGAGGCAAAACAAGCAUGUGGCAGCCAUGAGGCGGCAGCGUUCCACUCACUGCCAGCUGUUAUUAUGCCCGGCCACUUGUUGCAGGCAUUCAUGAUGCAACUGCGCCAGCAGCCAGCGGCACAACGAACUCGAUUCAAGUCUUUGCCGGGUCUCAACCAAAAACACUCAUACGCCAUGUGGGCGCGAGGCGAUCGGAGGAUGUUGCAUGAACAGCAGCCGACAACAACAACCGCAACGGGCGCCACACUGGCCCACGGCCAAGGCUAAGGCCAGUGUUAUAGCCACAGUCACAGUCACAGUCACAGUUAUAGUUACAGCCACAGCCAUAGCCACACACACCAGCAGUACUAAAUACAGAAAUACACCACCACCAGUCACUACAACAACAACAAGAACAACAACAAGAACAACAACAAUCAACUGAAACAUCAACAAAAGUUGAAGAAUUCCGUUGAACUCGAGGGAAACAAAACAUAAACAAAAUGUCUGAGUCACGCCGUCAAUCGGUGAGCUCCAGGGCGAUGCCGCCAGGCGUACUGGCCAACGAUAGCCGGGCCAAUUCCACCGAUGACAUCCAGAUCGCCUUGGCGCCGCACAUCCAGACCUAUUUGAGCCAAACUGGCCGGCGGCACUCCUGCUGCAGCGUGAUGUUGCCGGUGGCCUUCGAGCGGGCUGCGGCCAAGUCCUGGCUGGACCCCAAGUUCGACUCCCCGGUCCUGGAGGAGCAGUACCAGGCCAGCGUAUUUCCCCACAUCCGCAUGCGUUAUAGGUUCACCCUAUCGUACAUCCUGCUGUGCUCGCUGAUGUGGUGCCUGUACUUCGUGGUGGACGGCGGAUCAGAGGACUUCUGGCGGCCAAUCUCCAGCGCCUUCUCGAUGCUCUCGCUGGUGACGAUCAUGGCGCUGUGCUUCACGCACUGGGACCUGUACCGGGAGCACCGGACGGCGACGUCGGCGGUGACCGCCCUGCUGCUCUGCGGCGCCUCGCUGGCCUUCCUCACCUACACGGGCCGGGCCUUCAGUCCGCUGGGCCACUUUGCCAUCUGUCUGGAGAUCGUGCUGCUCAUCUACACGGCCCUGCCGAUGCCCUUGUGGCUGGGCGCCAGCACCGCCAUUAGCUACUCCAUUGCGUUCGAGAUGGUCUCGCACAUGGUCAUCGGAUGCAGUGCCAUUCACGGCGGUGGAUCGGGAAUGGGAUCUGGAAUGGGUUCGGGAUCGGGAUCGGAAAUGACAGCCAAUGGCGAUCCAAGCAACAAGAUACUAAUCCUACGGAUAAUGGCCCACCUGAGUGUGCAUCUGGUGGGGCUGCAUGUGCUGAUCAUGAAUCUGGUGCGGAUGCGCGGCACCUUCAUGAAGGUGGGUCAAAACCUGCUGGUGCGUCGCCAAUUGGAGAUGGAGAAGCAGCUCAAGGAGAAGAUGAUCCACUCGGUGAUGCCGCCCAAGGUGGCGGAUAUGCUGCUGAACGAGGGCGGUACCUCGGGUCUCGAUUCGGGUGGAAUGCCGCCCGAAUCGCAUUACAUGCGACCGCGGGCCUCCAACGAUGUGAAGUCGCUGUUCCGACCCUUUCACAUGCACAGCAUGGAGAAUGUGAGCAUCCUGUUCGCCGAUAUUGUGGGUUUCACGCGCAUGUCCUCCACGAAGACGGCCGAGCAGCUGGUGGAGAUCCUCAACGAUCUCUUUGAGCGCUUCGAUGACCUCUGCUCGCUGAGUGGCUGCGAGAAGAUCUCCACGCUGGGCGACUGCUACUACUGUGUGUCCGGCUGUCCAGAGCCGCGGGCCGACCAUGCCAUCUGCUGCGUGGAAAUGGGUCUGGGCAUGAUCGACGCCAUGCGCUGCUUCGAUGCCCAGCGGCACGAGGGCGUCAAGAUGCGGGUGGGCGUCCACACGGGCACCGUCCUCUGCGGCAUCGUGGGCACGCGGCGGGUCAAGUUCGAUGUGUGGAGCAACGACGUCAGCCUGGCCAACAAAAUGGAGUCCUCGGGCAAACCGGAGCAGGUGCACAUCUCGCAGGAGACAUCCAGCUUCUUGGGCGAUGCCUACUAUCUGGAGGAGGGCGAGGAGGUGUUCGGUCACCGCACCUACUUCGUGGUGGGACGCCGCCGUGACUUCACCCGCACCAACAGCCUGAGUCCCAGCAUGCCGACCAAUGCGGCCGGCAGUGCCCUGCUGCUGCCCGGUGCCCACGGUGCCUCUGCCUCCCUCUCGCAGAGCGCCACCAAUGUGUCGGCGGUGCAGCCGAAUGUGCCGCCCGCCUCGCCGGUGGGCCAGCUGUCCAGCUCACUGAAUCCCUCGCCGGUGCUCUCCAUGCGUCCGCGCCUUACCUCGCUGAGCAUGAAGCUGCGCAAGAAGUCCCAGAGUCGCGAUCGUGAUCGUGAUCGUGAUCGCGAUGUGGAACGCGGCAUCAUCCAUCCGGCGGCGGCGGGCGUGCCACCGGUGAUUGUGGUGCGCGAACGGCCCAAGAUCAUAAUCACCACUAAAUCCUUGCCCGGCAGCCUCGACUCCGAUGAACAGGUGCCAGUUAGUCCACCAACGCCACGACCCAAUCCUCCAGCUGCCGAUCCUCCAAGAUCGAAGAUCAAGCUAAAGGUGUGGAAAGUGCCGCGUUUUCUCAAGCGUUUCGAGGAUUUGGCCAGCCGGAGUGGCAGCUGUGCAUCCGCGGCUCAACAGGAAAGGGAAAAAGAGCGGGAGCGUGAGAGGGAGCGGGAGAGGGAGCGAGAGCGAGAGCGGGAGAAGGAGGAGCUGCAUCAGCAGAAUCAAUUGAAUCCCGAGGAGACGCUGGCCUUCAUGGACAGCCAGCUGCAGAAUGGCAACGGUUGUGGCUAUCAGCAACUGCCCGUUUUGUUGGAGUCGCUCAGCGGCCAUCGCACCCAGACACUGGACAUACCGCCGGCUCGGCCGGUGCUCCAUCAUGCGGCCGCGUCCACGGCCCUGGCCAGCAGUGUGCUCCGGUCGCCGGAGGCGGGAGGCGGUUGCUGCUCCCCGGGGCAGUAUUCCAUGUACGACGACAUCAUCGAUGUGCGUUCCUACAUCAGUCAGUCGCGCAGCGAUAUCUCCCCUUUUGGUCGAUCGGGCAGCUAUAGAUCGCAGUGUGGCAGGCAAUCAACUGGCGGAGGUGCAGGAGGAGGAGGUGCAGGAGGAGGAGGAGCGGUAGGAGGAGCGUGUACCUCACAGGCAGCACCCACAGUGGAGCAAUCGCCAGUGCCGCGGCCACGAGCCUCGACUUUGGCCACCGGUAGACCCACCACCACCACAGGCACAGCCACCACCACCGCCACAGCGAACACCCUGGAACCGGGGCCAUCGUCGGCCAGUCCCUGUUGCCUGCCAGCUCCCUGCAAUGCCGGCAUUGGCAUCUUUCCGCCCACGCACUCCCGCCAGUCGAGCAUUUGCCCCUCGGCCACGUCACGCAAGGAUUCGGGCAUCAAGAGCAACUCGCGUCGCUCCUCGAUCCAGCAGCAGAUCUAUGCGCUCAACCAGUCGGCCAUCAGUCAGCAUCGGGUGUCGGGCUACUUCACCAGCUCCACGUCGAGCAUCUCGAAUUUGGGCGAGGUGCAGGGCGUCUGUCUGGGUCUGGGUCUACCGCUGGCCGUUCAGCCACCGCCACCGCCGCUGCUGAUGCCCGCCUGCUCGUCACAGUUGGCCGAUCCGUUGGCCGCCUGCCUGCAGCAAUUGCGCAAACAAUCGGACCUCCAGCUGAUCCGUUGCGUCCGGGACAAUGCCCGGUCGCAGAGGAGCUACCUGGUGAAGCCACCGUUGCGCAGGUUCAGUUUGUACUUCAAGUCGCGCCAGCUGGAGCGCGACUUUCGAUCGAAGGCGCAUCGCUUUGGGGCCGAGAACGAGACGGAGGGACCGCCGACUUUGGCCACGCCGCGCUACAACACCUACAUCGACAUAUUCGUUGGCAUUGCCGUCUACCUGUGCAUCUCCGUGUCGCUCUUCCUGAUGACCCAGAACACGGUCACUCCGAGCUUUCGCCUGUGGGUGACCCUCUUCUCCUGCUUCACGGGCAUCCAGGUGUUUGCUCUUUUCCUCUUCACCCGCCAGAUGUGCCGACGGCAGAGUGGUGGCGGUGGCGUCGGUGGCGGUGGCAACGUUAGCCACCGCUUCAGAUCCAAGUCGACGACCAGUGAGGAUCUGGAGCGAAGCGGGGAGGAGCAGCAGCGGGGGCCACACUUUGAGUCCUGUGCCGAUCGCAUUUUCGAGGCCAUCUCCAGCUGGUAUCCAUGGCACAUCUGUCUGGCCAUCCUGAUGGCCAUGCCCGUGCUGCUGAUCAUCGCCAACUUCCUGUUGCUCGAUCUGGAGCAACUGGAGGCCUUCGAGUAUCACUACGGCUUCCUGAUCUUCGUGUGCAUCGUGCACUUCUGCAAUUUCACGCAGCUCAACUGCUGGGUGCGCAAUGUGUUGGCCUUUCUGGCCGCCCUCUGUUUCAUCGGCAUUGCGGUGUCGCAGCUGAUGGUCUACAGUCACAAUCGUAGCGAGGAUCAGGAACAGGAUCAGGAGGACCAGGAGGAUCAGGCAUCGAACUUCAUUCAGGAGAUCAAGUGGUUCCAGGACUACCACGUGGAGAUCUAUCUGGACCUGUUGCUCAUCCUGGUGCUGGUGUGGUUCCUCAAUCGCGAAUUCGAGAUCGGCUACCGGCUGACCUUCUACGGCAAUGCGGUGGCCAACCAGGACAAGGUGCGGGUGCAGAACAUGAAGAACCAGGCGGACAUGCUGCUGCACAACAUCAUACCCAAGCAUGUGGCCGAGCAUCUGAAGAACACGGCCAAGUACUCGGAGAACCAUCACAACAUAGCCAUCAUCUUUGCCUCGAUCGUCAACUUCAACGAGAUGUACGACGAGAGCUAUCUCGGAGGCAAGGAGUUCCUGCGGGUGCUCAACGAGCUGAUCGGCGACUUCGAUGAGCUGCUGUCGCGACCGGAGUUUCGGGCGGUGGAGAAGAUCAAGACGAUUGGGUCCACGUUUAUGGCGGCCAGUGGACUGGAUCCGUCGCAUCGCGGUUCCGGUGACGAGCAUAUUCACACGCUGAUGGAGUUCUCGAUUGCCAUGCAGGAUGUGGUGGAUGCCUUCAACAAGGACCUACUGGAGUUCAAUCUCAUCCUGCGCAUCGGCAUGAACAUUGGCGAUGUAACGGCCGGUGUGAUCGGCACCAGCAAACUGUACUACGACAUCUGGGGCGAUGCGGUCAAUGUGGCCUCCCGCAUGGACUCCACAGGUCUGCCCAAUCGCAUCCAGGUGGGUAAGGACUGCCUGCCCUUCCUCGCCAAGCGCUAUGAGUUCGAGCCGCGCGGCAGUGUUUAUGUGAAGGGCAAGGAUCACAUGGAGGUGUUUCUCUACACGGGUCGCAGGGAGAAGCCACUGGAGGAGGAAGAGGGGGCGGAGGAGCAGGAGAAGCAGGAGGAGGCGGUGGAGCAGCAAUUGGACCUGCAGGAUGUACAUAAGCUGGAGCAGUUGGACCAGCACAUUAAGCUGAACGACGAGGAGGAGGAUGAGGAUGACUUGCACUCCAGUGAGACCACCACGCUCUUUAAGUCGCAGGAGUCGCUCCAAGCGAAUGGAGGUCAACACUUGGCAGCGGCUAAUAUCAUUGCUACCACCAUUACUCUUACAAACAGCAACAACAUCAACAUCAACAACAACAACACCACAACCAACAACUCAAUGCCAGUGGAAACUUAGGAAAUUGCUGAGAGAGGAAGGCACUUGAAAAAUGGUUUCAAAAUUGCAUUUAAUGGCUCCAACGGUGAGCGAGCGAGCUUUCCAACAACAAACAUGGCUAGGAGGCGGAAUUGUGGCCGGAAAAAGGAAACAAAACCAGAGGAUACAAAAGAGUGGGAGGGGCGGGGCGGGGUGGGGGUGGGUUUGAAACAACCAACAAACCAAUGUGAUAUAAAUGAAUAUGAAUAGAUAGAAACGUUAGAAACGAUAGAAUCGGGUUAAAGUUGCUAGUGAUUGGUUGAUUGAUUCAUCAAUUGAUUAAUUGAUUCAUUGAUUAAUUGAUUGAUUGUUGUUAUGGCGUUUGGCUGGAUUAAGUUGAUAACACUUGCGAUAUCCAAAUGAAUAUCCAAAACACUCGCACACGCAUGCAAAUUAUUCAACAUAUUGAUGUGUGUGUAUGUAUUUAAUUGUACUAGCCAGUUGACUCAUCUGAAAACCAAACGAAAUGCUUUCUUUCCUUUCUAUUUCUAUUUUUGUUUUUUUUUUUUUAAUAGCUCUAACUAAACUAAAUUAAACUAAUGGAAAUAUGUGGCUUUAAAUGGUAGUAGCGAAAUAUAGAUGUGGAUUGUAUGUAGAUUCAAUGUACCAUAGAGCUAACCAAUAUAUAUAUAUAUAUAUAUAUGUAUAAGUAACUAAAUAACAAUUUUUUUGAGCCAACGAAUGGAUAUUACCUGUAUGUAUUUGCUGUUGUUCAAUGUUGAUCAAUAUGUGUAUAUAAAUGUAUGUAGCUAAAUGUAAAUGAUUGUGUCUCGCAGACAAUGGUCUGCUGCCAUAUAAAUGAGUUUGGUCUGCAGGGGGUUAAUUUUAUUUCCAAAAAACCAAAACGUUUUGAAUAAAAACAGAUUUGAUCGAAA